Molecule: messenger RNA, 1980 nt
Organism: Pichia kudriavzevii
Lineage: Eukaryota; Fungi; Ascomycota; Pichiomycetes; Pichiales; Pichiaceae
Exons: 1
Coding region: 1-1980 (659 amino acids)
Biological process (GO): protein phosphorylation
Molecular function (GO): ATP binding; protein serine/threonine kinase activity
Source: RefSeq, a predicted model, not a curated record
AUGUCCAACUGGAAGAAGUUGUUCAAGGGGAAAGGCGACGACCGUUCCGAGCCCUCGUAUUCAAGGCCAAGUCUGGACUUGAGUAUUAAUACCACUAAUAGUGCAAAUACAGAAACACAUAUAGGUGACAACCUCAAAACACCGGUGGAUUCAUCAGAACAUGCGACAUUUUCGAACUCCCGCAAGACACUCAUCAACAGCGAUGUCGACAAACUUGCCAAUGAUGUUGCAAACGUACGUAUAGAUGAAGAAACUCCAACUCUAAUAACCUCAAAUUUGGAAAAUACUGAUCCAGUGUUAGAGAAGGAAUUACCAAGAGACUUUCACAGCACAAGUAGGAUGAAGCCAGGACUAUUGACGGUUAAGGUUUAUUCGUCGAAAGACUUGGAAAUACCCGUACCUUUGAGGAUCAACAAGCAAAUUUUGACUAAAUUGGCCAGUCUAGGCCAACAUAUCAAUGAAGAUGAGCUGAUUUCUAAAAUCAAUAAGUUAAACGAUUCAUUAGACGAUGCAAUAAACACUAACUUAUCUUAUUAUUUACCUUCGACUUUGAGAAUAAACAGCUCAACAGAACCAAAUAAAAAUGUUGUUGCUCAAUAUAACCUAGUCUACGCAAUUAUUGAGGUAGAGAACUCGAGUGAGAAGAUCGGCUCUGUCGGUAACACAAUUGCAAAUACAAAGUUCAACAGUGUGACUGUAUUUGAUGUUACAUCACCGAUGAAUGCUAAUUUGAAUAUCCAAAUUUAUAUUAGAAUCCCAGGUUCGUUGCUUGAGUCAAACAAACAGGAAGAUCAUUUGAUUGGAUCUAUAAUUGUAAAAUUAUCAGACUUAAACCUGAAUAAUAGUGCCAGCCAAUCACAUCCAGUUAGACUUUUGAACCAUCAAUGGCUAAAUUUGAAGAAUCCUUAUACCGAUGAAGACUUGAUUGGUUCGUUGAACCUAACAUUGGACUUCAAACCGUUAACCAAAGAAAAUAAAGCUUUAUCAAUAGAUGAUUUUGAUUUAUUGAAAGUCAUUGGUAAAGGCUCGUUUGGUAAGGUGAUGCAAGUGAGAAAGAAGGAUACUGGGAAAAUUUAUGCCUUAAAAUCAAUCAGGAAAGCCCAUAUUGUUAACAAAAUGGAAGUGACUCACACGUUGGCUGAAAAGUUUGUUCUAAGUAGAGUCAAUAGUCCAUUUAUUGUACCUUUAAAGUUUGCCUUUCAGUCAAGCGAAAAACUAUAUCUUGUUUUGUCAUUCAUAAAUGGGGGAGAAUUAUUUUAUCAUUUACAAAAGGCAAGGCGUUUCCCAUUGAUAAGAGCUAAGUUUUACAUUUGUGAAUUAUUAUCAGCUAUUGAAACCUUGCAUUCUUUGAAUAUUGUCUACAGAGAUUUGAAGCCUGAGAACAUUUUACUUGAUUAUCAGGGGCAUAUUGCAUUAUGUGAUUUUGGUUUAUGUAAGAUUAACAUGAAACUAGACCAAAAGACCAACACUUUCUGUGGCACGCCUGAGUAUUUAGCUCCAGAGUUGUUAUUGAAUAAAGGGUAUACUAGAGUAGUUGAUUUCUGGACUUUAGGUGUUCUAUUAUACGAAAUGCUGACAUCUCUUCCUCCUUUCUAUGACGAAGACGUACCAACAAUGUAUAAGAAAAUUUUAGAAGAUCCACUGAUUUUCCCCAAUGACAUGGAUCCGGUUACAAAGGAUGUUAUUGCGAGAUUAUUGAAUAGAGAUCCAACAAAGAGACUAGGUUAUCACGGUGUAAAGGAAAUAAAGGACCACGAGUUCUUUAAAGACAUUGAUUGGGACAAGUUGAAUAGUAAAGGCUAUAUCCCACCAUAUAAGCCACAAGUUAAGAAUUCUAUGGAUAUUUCCAAUAUUAGUUCUGAAUUUACCGAUGAGAGACCGAUGGAUUCAGUUGUGGAUGAUUACCUAAGUGAAUCCGUGCAGAGACAGUUUGGAGGAUGGACAUAUGUUGGAAGCUACGAUGGACCAACCAAUGCCUAA